GCCGCUAGAGGGAGGACCGCUGGGCAGUCCUGCGAGGUGGCACAAAUGUGGAGCCUGUCUUCUCUCGGAGUUUUAUUUGUCACUUUUAAAAGGCGUGGAGUGAUUGUGAUCAAGGGGACUCUACUAUGGUUAAGCUGGUACUGAACAAAGGAUAAAAAUAUAAGUAUUAUCUUCUCUUCGCAACCACAGAUUCCUUUGGUCUUGGGACUUUCUAUUCCGUCUUCACUGGGCUGCACACUGCAAGUCACAAGAGCCAGGACACCUACUCACCUAAUAAGUGGUAAUUAGCUGGUAAUUUCUUUUUCCUGAAGGGAAAUUUAGGAAAAGGCUGUGGAAAUGUAAAUCCUGUUCUCUGAAAUAUUUUUCCUCCUCUGUUUAAUCUUCCUCUAUAAUUUCAAAAAUAUAGCUGAUACAUCACUGUAUUGGCCAAAAUAUAAAACUUAUUUGGAAACCGAAUCGGUCAUUUUACACAAGGAUAAAGAAACAAAAUCCCACUUUCAUCACAUUUCUGAUUUUGAGUUUAAUUCCUCACUGCCAACCUGGAAAUAGUUACAAUAACGUUACAAAGUGCCUCUUAACAGUAACAUAGAAUACUACUUCCUUGUAUAAAGGCUCUUAAAUUCCCAGUGGAUAUCUAAGCAAGACAAUCGCUUAAAAAAAAAAAAGAGUGAGGGUUUGUUUGGUUUGAUUUGGUUUGGUUUUCCCACGUCGAAUAGUCACAUUCAUUGUAACCCUGAAUUAGGCAUGUGGGGGUAAAGGAAGAUUUCAGUAUUGUCUUUAUUGGAAUCAGAAGAUUGAAAUAUCUAAUCCCGUUUACGUAAAAGGUGUCUUGGUAUAUUUUAACUAACUUUGCGAAACGAAUCGCAAUGACUCAAACCAGAGCGAAAAAAGGGAAGUGAUUUCCCUUAAAACCAGGUGUUGAGCGCCUUGAUGACCCAAUACGGGGUGCGCGCGCGCAGAGUGACCAGACCCCUCUCCACGCAGCUCUGACAGAGCUCUCCAAUUCGGCAAGAGCAUCCGCAGCAGUAAUACCACCAGUACACCGUUUCCGACGAUGGGCUGGGGGGAUGACACUCUGCAGCGCCACCAGCACUGUUUUCUCUCCUAAGUCAGUCAUUCAACCGCGCAAGCAGGUCGCCCUCUGCGCGCUACAACCUGCGGGGCGGGGAGCCUCGGCGCUCACCCCUGGAACUCCGCUGGUGCUGACGUACCUUCAGGCCCUUAAAUGUGUCUGUCCCUGCGCAGGAAGGAACAGACUUUGUAGCAGUCACUUUGCCCGAAGGGAAUCGCUUCUCAGUUCUUGCAGCCUCAGCUCCGUUUCCCCUCGCUCUUCCUGGAUCUGCGUUUAUCUCUGUCCUUUUUGCACUGAGUCCCCGCCAACCUCUCCAGCGGGAGGAGCAUUUGGCAGUUUGCACCCUAGGAGAGAACCAACUGGGCUUUUCAUGCCCUGUGCUUUUCCGGUGGACUCGAAGACCAGAGAGAUUAAGAGUCGAGAGAAGCGUUUGGCACGAGCACUCUGCGGGACCCAAGCUCCCGGCUGCUCGCGAUCCGUGUGUCCGCUGCUGGCUGCUGCGGGAGGAGCAGAAGGAGCGGAGGGGAGGAAGCCAGCGGAUGCUUGCUGGAGCCUGGAGUUAAAAGAGGUAAUUCGAGUAAGACUGGAUGAAUAUUGUGGGUACAAUUCAGCACGGUAAGACUUUGUAUAUAGUGUUUAUAAUUGAUCCCUAUACUUGCAUGUUACCUAAUGGCAGAAACAGCAUGAAAUGACAGAAACAGCCUUGAUUUUUUUGGACUGUGGGAGAAAUUUUUAAAAUCAAUAUUGAAUUUUAUGUGGCAAGAAUAUAGAUGCAUUGAUGAAAACAGAAAGGCAAGUUAACUUUAAGAGGGUGGUUUAUUGAAAAUCGCUUCCUGAGAUUUCAUAUCUACAUAUGGUAAUCAGUGAAAUAAAUGAACCAGUUAGUAUUCCGAGCUUGCAAUACUUGGCUCUGUAGAAAGACGGCUGUUACAUUUCAUUUCCAAAUUCAUUUGUGAAAAUAGAAUAAUGUUGGAUGGGUUUACUAACUUCCUCACAUGUGUGUGCUAUAGAUUGAGAAUGUCCUACAGAGCAGAGAGAGACAAGGUCCAAGAUCUGGCCUCAUUACACAAUGCCAUCUCUCCACUACAAGGCAUCCUUCACAUAAGCUGCAACUAGUGGAAUCUGGAGCUCCUUCCUCUCCUACUCUGUAUACAUGUAGCUUCCAAUUUGGACCUAAAUCUCCCUGCAAUGGACCUUUUCACUCAUAUUCUUCCUCAUAGGACAGCUAUGAGUUGGGGUUGUCCUGAAUUGACGUAAGUUAAUACCCCAAUAAUGAAUUUUAUAGUUGUUGGGCAUCCUGCCAAGCCAGGUGUGGAGAGAGAGGGUACGUUGGAGUCGGGGCUAGAGUAAAUCAUCUGAAGUGGUGAGAUGGUAGCUGGGAACAUGGGCUGUACUUAAGGAGAAAUGAGGAAGUGUGGAAGGGAAGCAAUAAAACUAAAAUCUGAAGGGUGCGUGUGUGUUCAUGCUCCCAGAGAGACGGAUUAUUUUCAGUAGGAAUCAGCCCUAUAUUUGUGCAUGAGUGAGUUUAUCUCAAAGGUCAGACUCCUUGCUUAAUAAAAGCUUUAAAAAGAAUUGAGAAUCCCAAGAAAAUAAACAGCUCUCAUUUGUAGUUAUUGACUUUCAAAUAAACUCUUCAGUUAUAAGGUCUGAAACAGUUUUUUUCUCAAAUUUUAGUGCCUAAGAAUGCAAAACAAUUGAGAUUUAUGACCUCUAACACAAAAGAAAUUGGUUCAAGAGGAUCCAAUUAAGUGCAAGUUUAACACCAUGGGGGAUUCCAGUUCUCCUAGUUCAAAAAUUACCCUGUGAAAAAUACAGUCUUGGUGCUGAUGAGCUUGCUUGUGUUGGGGAGAGUGGUGUAACUCAUAUUAAUCUAAAAACUUUUCAUAGUAUUUAUCUUUUGAAUUUUCGUUGUUUUUCAAGAUCAUUGCCAUUAUUGUUAUUAUCAUGUCUGUCUUGUUAGUUGAUGGCUAUUCUCAAAUACCAAACUUCUAUCAUUUGUACAUUUAAAGUGCUGGAUGGUGGCCAUUUGAGAGUAAAACCAGAAGGCACUAAAAAUAAGGUUAUGGAAAUGCUUUAUGAUUAUUGAGCAUUAAUUCAUUUUAAAAAAUCAAUUUGUUGAUUGGUUGGUUAGAGGAUAGCUUUAAAUAAACAUUAUGAUUAUCUUUUCCUCAUUGAAUGGAGGACAAUUUUUAAAAGAUUUAAAAUCUUUAAAAGAGUUUAAUGUGCUAGUCUUUGUUUUUCAUAUAUUUACAUAUUUAUAUUUUUCCUAAUAGUGCAUAGUAAUUUAAGUAGUUUACCUGAAAUUAUGAAAAGAUAAACUUAAAAAUCUCUAAAUCAUUUUUUCUGCUAACUCUCUUUGUUUUCAUUAAUAAAACUUCACAAAUAUUUCAUAAAAGUAAAGCAAGUGAUUGCUGAAAUCCUGAAGCCAGUGGUAAAAUUUGUCAUUUCUUUUGGGUCUUAUUUUGCAUCUGAAAUUUCAUUUCAUGAAAUUCUUAAUUUCCCUCAUUCUUUCCAGGCAAAGGCAACUGGUCAUGCAUUGUUGGGGGUCUUCAAAACGUGUGGUGUCCAUUGACAUUCUGGUACCAGUGUUCCAGUUUCUUUGUUUUAUAGUAUUUUCUUAUAUAGUGCUUACUUGUUAAGAACAUGUGUUCACAAUAGUAAGCAUUUAGAGCUUUUUCUUACUUAAAAGCUUUGCACAAAACAGCACAGCAUCGAAUACGGAGAGGAAGAGUAUAUUGUAUUUCUUAAUUUUUUUAAAAAAGACACUUUAUUCAACUACAUUUAUGUAGACUACUAUUUUAAACUACAUGCAUUUUGAAAUUUUUUAAAAAUGCAAGUUGCGUGCUUUAAGAAAAUUUGACCUCUCAAGUAAUAUAAGGCACAGAUUAAUGUGAUGUAUACACUAAUUUUUAGGUUGAGUUUUGUUUUGUUUUUGUGGAAACUCCAACAACCUCUUUAGAUAUUUGGUUGACAACACUCUAAGUAGUGGCAAAUCUUGGAAGGAAAUCACAGAACUAGUUUAAGCCUAGCAAAGUAACCUUAACCUAAAAAGGAAUGAUUUGCUUUAGAGUAAUCCCAAAUAACAGGUGUUAUGAUUGAUAUAUUGAGGUUAAAACAUUGUGCCACAUGGUGCAGGAUUCCUGCCACAUUUUACAUCUUAUAUAAAAUAAUGACAUCAUUGUUAGCACAGACAAUCCAUUUCUAUGUAUAAAAUAUAUAGAUUUUUGCUUGAAAGUUCUAAAAA
Messenger RNA from Sus scrofa (pig), 4316 nucleotides. The record is from RefSeq and is a predicted model, not a curated record. Lineage: Eukaryota; Metazoa; Chordata; Mammalia; Artiodactyla; Suidae.